Molecule: messenger RNA, 7120 nt
Organism: Plodia interpunctella (Indianmeal moth)
Lineage: Eukaryota; Metazoa; Arthropoda; Insecta; Lepidoptera; Pyralidae
Gene: Ssdp
Product: Sequence-specific single-stranded DNA-binding protein
Exons: 7
Coding region: 115-1368 (417 amino acids)
Biological process (GO): positive regulation of transcription by RNA polymerase II
Cellular component (GO): nucleus
Molecular function (GO): protein binding; single-stranded DNA binding
Source: RefSeq, a predicted model, not a curated record
CAGACGCCAAAUGUCGCCAUCGAUCAAUGACAUUUUGUGGAGUUGAAUUUAUUGAUAUAAAGCGUUAAUGUAAAUAAUAAACAAUUUUAUCAUAAAAGUCGGCUUCCAGUCGAUAUGUAUGCCAAGGGCAAAGGCUCUACGGUGCCUUCGGACGCUCAGGCUCGCGAAAAGUUGGCGCUAUAUGUGUACGAGUACUUGCUUCAUGUCGGCGCAACGAAAGCGGCUCAGACGUUUCUCUCAGAAAUUCGAUGGGAAAAGAACAUAACGCUUGGGGAGCCACCUGGGUUCUUACACUCGUGGUGGUGCGUGUUUUGGGACCUAUAUUGCGCGGCUCCGGAGAGGAGGGACACAUGUGAACAUUCAUCAGAAGCGAAAGCUUUCCACGACUAUGGAUUCGUCAACUCAGGAUACAACGGGAUUGGUCACAACGCCGGCCCGGCGCCUCCAAACGACGGUAUGGGCGGCGGCGGUAUCCCCCCAGGCUUCUUUCCCAACUCCCCGCUGCGCCCCUCGCCCCCCGCGCCGCACCCCGGUUCGCAGCCCUCGCCCCACGGCCCGCAGCCCCAGCUGAUGGGCGCGGGGCAGCCGUUCAUAGGGCCCUGGUACUCGGGGGGAGGGCCCCGGGGCGCUGUCAGAAUGGGGAUGGGCAAUGAUUUCAAUGGACCACCAGGUCAAGGUAUGAUGGGCAACUCGAUGGAGCGCGGCGGCGCGGGCGGGCCGGCGCUGCUGGGCGCGGGCCCGCGCAUGACGCCGCCGCGGCCCGGCUGCGGGCCCAUGAGCCCCGGCUACCAGGGCAUGCGCGGGCCCCCCCCCCAGGGACCAGGUAUGCCACCAAUGGGAAUGGGCCCUCGGGGCGCGUGGUCCGGCGGCGGCGGGGCCGGCUCGGCGCCCCUCAACUACAGCGGCGGGUCCCCGGGCGCGUACGGGGCCCCGCCGGGGUCCAACGGGCCCCCGGGGCCCUCGACCCCGAUCAUGCCGAGCCCGCAGGAUUCGUCCAACUCCGGGGGCGACAACAUGUACACCCUGAUGAAGCCAGUGGGCGCCGGAGCCCUAGGGCCGGAGUUCCCGCUCGCGAGCGAACACGGGCCUUCGUCUCAACAUCUACCGCAGCCCCCCGCCGCCGAAGGAUUAGGGGGAGUGGACGGGAUGAAGUCGUCCCCCGGCGGAGUGGGGGGAGGGGGGCCCGGGACGCCCCGGGAAGACUCCGGCUCAGGAAUGGGUGAUUACAACUUAAGUUUCGGUGGCCCGGGCGGCGACCAGAACGACCAAACUGAAUCGGCGGCCAUCUUGAAGAUCAAGGAGAGUAUGCAAGAAGAGGCGAAACGCUUCGAAAAGGACCCAGAACAGGCGGACUACUUCAUGCAGUGAAUGUAAUAGUUUAGGAGCUGACGCGCCAAAAUGGAGCAAGCCGACGAUGGGGUAUAUGACUUAAUUUUUGUUUUUUCUUUUUUGUUUUUGCACACAUUUGACAUUGCUCGGUUUUAGCGCAACGUCUAUUGAUUUUUAGGCAAUCACGUUUAAAGACUAACCCGAUUUGUUUACAAUAAAGUUUUGAACUGAUAUAUGUUUCGUCACGUUCUUUUGUAUUGUAAAUUACGAUAGUGAAACAUAUAUUGUGUUUUAAAUAUGUUUUUUUUUUUUUUAUGAAAGGUUUUUUUUUUAAAUUUCCGUUGGAAAGGUUGGAAACAAUUGUGAUUAAAUAUUUAUUAUUGAUAAAUAAACAAACAUUACAAAAACAGUCACGUGCCCUGUAGAGUAACACACAUACGGUUGAAAAGCGUUUUUCUGAUCUCAAAAUUGGCGUCUCGGCUUCUCGUUUAACGAUCUGAGUUCUUAGUUCAGAUAAAAAAAAUUCGCAUUAAUUUAUUAUGUUCCGGAUUUAGUUCUCAGUCUGAAUGUCUUGAAUUUUGACGGUUUUUGUCCAAAAAAAAAAAAUAUGUAAAAGUUUUUUCUUAAUCUUCAUUUAUUAUUCUAUAAUAUUUUUUUAUUAUUAAUAUAGAAUAUAUUAAUAAAAAAAUAUGUAAAAAGUAAAUGAAAUUCACAAAUACAUCUAUACAGGGUCACUGGUAUCAAACGCAAAACCUCCUAAAGACUACUCGGGUACAUCGAAACAAGCAACUUUUAUUCUACGACUAAUUUGCGAUUCUACACAUGUUCACUGUAUGCAAUAGCCGAGCGACACGAGACAGUACAGUAGCGUUAUGUAGCGGAAUCUAACAUACAGUUAACGUUUUAUAGAAACAACAUUAAAACUUUUAAAAAAAGUUUCUUUUUUGUAUUUAUCACGCUCAGACAAAAGUCGUAGAACAAAAGAUGUUAGUCUCUAUGUACCUUAUGCGCCUUUGGAAGGUUAUGCGUUAGAUAUGACGCUGUAUAAGUGUCAAGAAAUUAUAAAAUAAUAAUAUUAAAUGAAUAAAUACAAUCAUAUACGAGGCAAGAGGCUAGAAAUAUAUAAAAAAUAAUAUAAUAAUCAAAAUCAAAUCAUUUAUUCUGAAUAAUUUUUAUAUUAAUAAUUAAGCCUUCACACGGCACUUUUUCACGUCAUAUUCUAAAUUAUAUGAUAUUUACCAAAGCUACAAACUACUAGCAUUUCGGAACUACCACUGCUGAGAAGAAAUGCCUAAAGAAACUCAUUCGAACAGUGUUGUGUUCCUAUCAUGCCACUUAAGGGCUUACCAUUUUUCAAAUAUAAAUUUAUGUACAAUUUUUUAUCAGUAAUAUAACAAUGUAAGCACACAAUAAAGUACAUGGUCAAAAGGUAUACUGAAACAUAUUAUGAUUGUGAUCAAGUGCUGAUGAAAGGAAAUAUAUAUAUUAAUAAUAUUAUAAUAAAAUAAAGGAAAAAUAUAUAAAUGAAAGAACACGUCACUUUAAUUGAUUGAAAGUAAUCGCAGCAUAGUAUAGACACGAAGUCGCUUCCCGCUGUCUGUCCCUAUGUAUGCUUAGAUCUUUAAAACUGCGCAACGGAUCUUUAUGCGGAGGUUUCUUUAAGAGUAAUAUUUUACUAUGGUUUUGAUCUAUCCGAACGAAGCCAGGACAGGUCGCUAGUAAAAUAUAAAUGAUUGAAAUUAAAGAAUAUUAUAAUAUGUUUUGACUACUGGAGUAAUUUUCGAUAUAAAAUUUUUGAAGUCCGUCUCUUUUUAUUUCACGUUUAAGCCAAUUUCUGUCAAAAUAUGCAUUGUCAUUUUUUGUCUAUGUCAAAUAUUGAAAAAAAAAGUGACAAUAAACGAAACCUAAACUGAAAUUCAUUAUAUUAUUUUUAUAAAUACGUUCCGUUACAAUUUCAAUAAAGUUUGUUUUUUUUUUUUUCUAAUUAAUAGUACUAUUUGUGUAUUGUAAUAUAUUUUUUAAACAAUUUUUUUUUAAUACCGUCCGAAUUCAAGGCCGUCAGAGCAGCAUAUUUUUAGUUAAAUAGACAUAUUUUAAAGUCGUUCCACGUUUUCUUCAUAUUAGAUGUUGAAGAUUUCUUUUCAAUUAAAAUGUCGAAUGAAUAUGUAUUUGUAUGUAUUGUUAUUUACAUAGUUCAUUUUGUUUAAUUCGUUUAAAUGUCGAUGUUGUGUGAUUUCUUCUUAAUUCAUUGCAACGUAAUACAGUAAUACCCAAUUAUUACCAAUUACAGCAUAAUAAAACUUUUUUUUCUCUGUGCCUACAAUUUCAGAUUCUUUCGAAUGUGUUGCCGCGCUGUCAUUACAUUAAAUACGUCAAUUUUCAUGACGAAGCAAUCAUUUCCAAUAUAAAUCGUUCAUAAUAUUGAAAUAACUACAGUACAGAUUAAUUAUUAGUAUUAAUUUAAGAAAAACUAAUUCUUAACUUUGUUAAAUAUUGCAAUAUUAUCAUGUCAGCGCGGGCGCAGCGGUUGUAACGCUCUGAGAAACACAUUUCCAAUAUAAAUCGUUCAUAAUAUUGAAAUAACUACAGUACAGAUUAAUUAUUAUUAUUAAUUUAAGAAAAACGAAUUCUUAACUUUGUUAAAAUUUGCAAUAUUAUCAUGUCAGCGCGAGCGCAGCGGUUGAAACGCUCUGAGAAACACCCACUAGUGAACUUAAACUGUCAACCAGUGAACAGGUUUCAGAUUUAGAAUUUAAUGAUAAUAAAAAAAAAUUAAGUAACCAUUUUACGUUUCUAUAUAUUUUUGGCUGUAAGCCGGACACACGCAAUGUGUCACUUUACGGGAAAAAAAAACCUUGUGUAUCUGUAUGUAUUUGCACAAAAUAAGGUUAGAUAAAAUUUGGCUCGAUCCACUCCAUUUAAUAAACCUAUCAUUUAAAAAUGAUUCACUUAAUUUGUGAACGUGCCCCUACUUUUUUAUGUAUAUAUACAUAAAUUAUGUAACUUUAAAGCGUAAUAAUGGUUAUAUUGCCGGACUGGUUCUCUGAAAGUCUGGUUCGAUUCCCGGUCAAGUCAAGAUGGAAAUUUACUGUUUUCUGAUUUACCCUGGAAUUGGAUGACUUUUAUCUAUCUAUAUAUUUAUUUAUUUAAAGUCAUAAUGUGUCCCACUGUUGGGAAAAGACUUCCCUUAAUUCUUCCCAUAUGGUCUUGUACUAAGUACAGUCAACAGCACAUCAAGUUACCCCUCAUGAACCUCUAUGUCGCGGUAUUAGGGGCGAGGUUACAAUGAAUUUGGGUAGGUUGAUGUGCUGACGUGACAUGUAAAAAUUAUAUCGUUGAUUUAGUAUAGUAUCCCAUAACUGAAGUCGCGAACUUUAGGGAUAAUUCAGUCUGUGUGAUUUGUCCGUAUAUAUUUAUUCUAUUUUUUCUCACUUCAAGACAAAUUUGGUCUGUGGGAAAAUUGUCUUUAUUGGGUUUUACUGUACUACAAUAUCUGUAGAUAUAGAUGAACACAAACUUACUGAAAGUUUAUUUAUAACAAACAAAAUUUUGUUUAAUGAAGUAUUUUGUAUUGCAAUCAGAAUUAUAUUUUAUGUAUGUAUAAUAAGACAUACGCACGAUGUCGCAAUUUGGAGCAGUGUAGGGGAAAAGUUUAUUUUUUAAUUUGUAUAAUCGAAACCAAUACCCAAUUUAACGUAAAAUCGGUAUUAGACACUGCUGGCAAUACACUUUAACUGCUGAAAAUAUACGCUGUGUGUUUUCGUUUUUCGGAAAAUGUAUGCGUCGCGUUUUGACAUCAGUCAAUGUGAACAAAAAUGUCAUCAUUUUUAUAUUAUUUAAAAUUACAUUUUUAUUAUACUUGCACCUCUAUUUGCUCCAAAUCAAACUGACGUGCGUAAAAUCCGCUAGGCGUAAUUAUUUUAUCAUUAAAAUCUUCCACAUGGUUAAAUUAAAUUAUUUAGUUUAAUAUUUAAGUUCUAAUGUUCCUAGAAAUGUAUUUUUAUAUCAUUUAAGCAUAUGUUCAGUGCGUUUUGUUCAAUCAUCUGUUUUUGCAAUAAUCGUGACACUAAAAUAUCGAUUAUAUAAAAAAAAAACACCUGGUAUUUCAUGUUUGAGUUUUUAGACCUUUUAAAUUAAAUUUUGGCUGUUAAACAGCCUACAAAUGUUGCCAUAUGAAGAAUUCGUUUUGUAGUAACGUGAGAAUUCUUCGUAGCUAUGAAAUUCAGCUAUCUAGCUAUAACCCGUUUGUUUAGGUGCUUAAAAAAAGACAAUCAUGACAUAUAUUUUUAUUGAAACAAUACACAUUUAAAAAUCAAUAUCUUUGCACAUAACAAACAAAAAUAUAAAGUAUAUAUUGUAUAAUUAAUUUGUUAUGCGCAUAGGUAUUAUUAUAUCAAUAAAAAUACAUAAGGAUUGUUUACUUUUUUUUUAAUUAUCUAAACAAACGCGAUUGAAUAAGAAUUUGGCUUCCCAAGUAAUCGUGUAUCGUUUCUUUCUUCCAUUACCUUCCUUGAUCAAAUAUAAUGUAGUUCUCAUGUAACAAACCCGAUUUGAACUUAUGCUUGCAGUUUAAUAAAACGCAUAUUGUAAUAGAAAUCAUCACAAACUUUAUUUUUUUUGCAAAGUGUAAAUCAUAAGCAACAUGAUAUAUCCUCAAUGUGUCACUUAUGUUUCGGGAGGCGACAGAAUUUUCGUAAAGAAAAAGUGCGAGAUACAAACAAUUCCUCUCUACCCGGAAUAAGCAUUUAUCCAUGUUAAAUAAUCAAUUUUACUGAUAAAUAUUCUUUUUGUAGACGUAUCCGGACUUACAGAUGUGUAGCACUGAAACCAUGAUACCAUAUUUUGAUACCAAAAACCGAAAGUUUUUUUCUGACUUGAUACUACGUCACUGUAAGUCGCGGAUGAUUAUAUAGAUUUUUUUUAAAUGGAAAUUUUAUACCACGUGGUAGUGAUGUGUUUAUAUUUUUCAUUCUGGUAAAUUCUUUAGAAUAGGAUUAUUUUAUUUGGGUGUACGGAAAUCUGUAUAAAUUAUUAGAUUAUUUCAUAGAUUCGGAUAGGUAGACUAAGUUUGGGGCGCACGCCCUGUCCAUAGUUUUUGCGCAAAUUUGGGUUCUUUUAGUGGUAUCAAAUUAUUAAUUCAUCCGAGAUUCGGUAUCGUUUUGAUACCGGAUUUUGGUGUCAUUGGUAAUACCGAUUUUUUGGUAUUCCUCGAUUCCAUUUUUUUCGGUAUCAACUUUACCUGUAUCAUUUAUUUUCGGUAUGAACUUGAUACCGUAAGCUUUGGAAUCUUUUUGAUACCGAUUUUUGGGUAUCUUUUUAAUACCAUCUUUUAAUGGGAAUCUCGACUGAAUCAUGUCACUUACCUUUUAUUUAUUAAUUAAAAAAAUAUUUGAUGUAAAUAAAGAUAAAAACAAAUUUUGGAUACGAGAUAUUGUUUUUACGGAAUUUUGUGUCAAAAAUGUUUGUAUAUCAAGUAUAGCUAAAUAUACACUAAUUGGACCCAAAAAUUGUAUAAUACGUUGAAAAAAAAAAUUAGUUUUAAGCGGAUAGUGUAACUGAUUAAAAAAAAAAUAGACGCGACAAUGCAAUUUGUGAAGAACGCAACAUUUUUUAAAAAGAUAAAAAGAUUUAAUUUAAAACUUUUUAAAUUAAAUUAUACAUGUAGUGUGAGGUUGUAUGUUCUAAGAAAUAUUAUUUUUCUUCAUUUUGUGAGUUAGGUAAAUGAAUUAUUAUUUUUUUUUCUUAUCGAUGUAAUGUUUAUAUACUUACAUAAAUAGUUAUUAUAUAUUAA